CUGGGCGAAAAAUACGAAACCUCCCAGCUGUGUUUUACCUGUUUGGGCCGCUCAGGAGACUGCGGCCCGCGGCACAUUCGCCCCUCAGUGGACACACACAUCACACACAGACGCAAACCUUAAAACCUUACCAACAAAGAGUAAAUACAUUUUUUCCUACUAUCAGGUACCACGUUUGGACAUUUGGCUCCAAACGACAGCCAGUAUUAAUUUUUCCCGAAAUAGAAAAGAUGAACCAAAUCAAGUCAAAACAGUACUUGUCUCCGAGUCGCCGCCGGAUAGCCAAUACGGUCCAUUAGGAAAAAGGGAAAAAAAAGAUAAGGAAUUGCAUGGAAAGAAAAGAACUAGGAAAAAAAUCAUAUGGGAAGGAAAACCAAUUAGAAAAUAAUCAAAUGGGGAAAAAAGCCGAAAUAACAGAAGCAGCCGAAAGCGCCGAGCGAAGGAGGCGAGAAGUGUAAACAAGAGGCGAGGAGCUCAGGAGAGGCGAGACAGUUUUCCCCCCGUGCUUCCUCCCCCACGGCCACCCCAGGACCACGCACAGGACCCCAGGCACCCCGCGGCAUGGCCCUGACGCCCCCCCAGCGCCUCCUGCAGUGAUCGGCGGGCCAUGGGCAGGGCGUGAAGGAAGGCUGGCCAGCAUGGAGCCGCCGGCCAUGCGUGGUCACCUCAGGCCUGCUGUCAAGGUCAAGAUGGAGGUGAAGGAGGAGCCGGAGUACAUCUAUGUGGACGAGACGGUUUGCCGCGUGAAGCUGGAGGAGAGGGACGAGGAAGUGAUCCUGCCCAAGGAUGACGCUGAGAUGGAUGCUGAGGCGGCGCUGCUUGCCCUGGAGGACCACCUUCUGUCGCCACUGAGCCGCAGACUGCCAGCACGCCGCGGCAGGAAGCCCAAGGUGCUGAGGGUGGGCCGGGGCGGCGCCAACACCGCCACCGCCACUGCCACUGCCCGGAAGAUACUGCCCCGUCCUGCCCCCCUAUCCGUGCCUCUCACCCUCUCUCACCUCCAGCCCCGGCCCCAGGCCCUCCCCCUCCCUCCGCCUGCCCGGACCAAGGCCCCCCAACAGCCAGUCAUGGUCAAACAAACACUGGCACCCCCGCCCCCCACAAAUUCUGGCCGCACCAUCCUGCCAUGGCCGCGGCAACUGUCCCCGGCCAGCCUGACAGCGGCCCCCCUCCAGCAGCUGCAGCCUCUCAGUCCCAGUCUGGCGCCCUGCACCCCCUCGCCCAGCGCCCAGCCGCUGCCCCUCACCCACCUGCAGCCCCUCACGCCCGGCGGGAACAAUGCCCUGGUGCCCCUUUCCCCCCUCUCCCUCACCCAACUCAGGUCCCCGCCCCCGACCGGCUGCAUCAGCCAGCUGGGGGUGCCCCUCUCCCCCCAGAAGGUGCCGCUGCCCCCCAAAGGCUCCAGGAAGGCACCUGCCACUGCCAUGCCCCACCUGGUGGCUGGCACCCCCACCCCCUGCACCAGGGGCUCUCUCCUGCCCCUGGCAGAGACAAGCGUCAAGAAAACCAGCUCAGCCCCGGCCCUGCCCACCACCACCGCCGGUGGCCAUGUGCGCAAGCUACUGCCGCGCCCCCUCAAGCAGCUGCAGCCCUCCCCCGCCGUGUGCACCCACCAGACCGUGUCCCUGCAGCAGCUGCAGACCCUCAGCCCUGCCACCACCCAGACCACCGGCCUCACCCUGCAGGCCCUGCCCGUGGGGGGCCAGCCGCCUCCUCUCUCGGCCCCCUCCCAGGUGGUGUCCCUGCAGCGUAUGAGGACCAUGGCCAUGCCCCCGCCACAGCAAGUUAGGCCUGCUGAGGCCCCCCACCUGCACCCCCUGGCCACCAGCACCUCCCCCCAGCGAGUGACUUUUCAGCCCCUCCAGCAGGGCCCCGCCCUCAGCGUGUCUCAGGCCAUGGCCAUCCAGUCCCUGCCAGCCACCACCCUCUGCCAGGUCCACUCCCUGCAGCCUGCCGUAGGUCAGCCCCAGGCCACCCUAGGCUCCUCACUGCAGACCCCCCUGGGCCUGGCCCCCGACGCCUCGCAGUCAGUUCCUACCCACCUACCCGGCCACACCCCAGGGGACCUGCAGGCGCCGUCCCAGGUGUCCCCGGGGGGCAGCCAGAGUACCUUGCCCCAGCCAGGCGUCACACCCCUGACUGAGCAGGACAGCCUGGGCCUCCCUGUCACCCACAGCCUCAGGGAGGGCGGCACACCCUUCCACCUGAGCCCGGACAUAGGCCAGCCGGCCCUGGGCCAGGACAUGAUAGGCCUCCGCCUGGUGUCAAGACAGGGCCUGGCCACUGUGGCCUCGGGACUCACAGGGGGAGCCACACCUAACGGGGCGGUGCUCAAGGUCCCCAUACAGCCCCUGAGGCCCUCGGCAUCCCUGCUCAAGCCGCCCAAGAGGAAGUACCUGCGCAGGAACCCUUGGGUCAACAGGAAGAAGGACGCCUCGGUGAAGGUGGGCUCCGUCACCACCUACUCCUGGCCCCUCGGUGUGCAAGAGAAGGAGCUCUUCCCCCCCACCUCUGCCCCCUCCGCACAGCCCACCCCCUCUGCCCCACCCACUCCCUCAGCCCGCAAAAUCCUGCCCCGGCUGUGCCCUGCCUCCCUGCGUGGCUCACAGUUGAAACACAAGCUGCCAGUCACCGGCCAGACUCCCUCACGCUGGCUGGUUUCACAGGUGGAGCAGCAGGAGGGCUGUACUGCCAUGGGCACAUCGCUGGCUAGCCCAACCGUGGGAGCCUUUACUCACACACUGUUGAAGCCUCGAGUGCCCGGCUGCAGCCUGCCUCACACGGCCUUGCCUGCCAGCCGCUCAGACACAAGCAGCCUGGCUGGCGUGGAGCAGGAAGACACAGACACCAGCAAUACAGGUGACAGCUUUCUGCAGCCCAUCUCACCCGCCAGAGCCCUUGCUGCCUGUGCCUCCGUGCCUGUCAGCGGGGACGCCACAGCCAUGCCUGAGUCCAGCAGUACCACAAGCUACACACAGGGAGGGGAACCACCUGCAGACAGUUCAGUGACGGAUGACUGUAAAAUGGAAACCGACAACCAGGACUAUCACAGACUUCAUGAGAAAGGUCAUCUUGGUGCUGAGAUAAAUGGCAUCAACUCUUCCACCCAGUUGCCAGGGGGUGACGGGGAUGUGCUGGGAGAGCCUGUCACUGCUGAGGGGCAUGUGCAGACCUUAGGGUAUGCACCAGACUGUAGCACCAAAGAUAAACCCACAUCACUUGAUAUCCCCGAGGGGAGUGCAUCACAUCAGGCUAACUCACUAGGCAUUCUGGAGGACACAUCACAGGGAUAUUUAAACUUGCAGAAAACCUCAGUGGACAACCCUACAAAUGCCCCAGCCCUACAGAGCACCCUCGGGGACUCACACACUACCCCAGGAACCAGCACUGCCAUGGAGCUAGCGUUAGAGUCUUCCAGAUCACCUGCUGCUGUGUUGCCUUCAGAGCCUACCACUGGGACUGCUGAGGGAGGAGAGAAGGGUGUUAAGGAUGAAGAGGAGGUGGGAGAAGACAGCACGACACCUCCAGAUUCACUUCUUAAAGACAUCACACUGCCCACCAUUAUGAACCAACCCUUUAGUUCUUUGCACGAGGUUGGUACUCUAUCCCCAUCCUCUUCUCUCCCUUUCCAACCCCCUUCCUCCACGUCCCCUUCAAGAUCUAAGAGUGAGGAGACUUGCCCAUUCACUCCCCUCGAAAACACACCAGGGAAAGAAGAGCAAAUCACGCCAUGUCGUACUGAGGACCUCCCAUCCACUCACCUUUCCCAGAGGAGUGACAAGCCUCGAGAACUCAUGCCACAGAGGUCACUAGUGGAUAUGAGUGAGUCUGUGAGUAUGGACAGCCUAACUAGCCCUGCCUCACCCUGUUCCAUACCUCCAGUGUCCUUUUCCAUCCCUCAAGCUGUUCCUGUGUCCUCCCUUGCACCCACGACACAUGGUAGCGCAACGGAAAGAGGGGAUUUGUUUCUCUCUAUAUCUCGAUCAUCCUCAGUUAGUGGUUCAAUUGAUGUGGUAUUGAUGGAGGAAGAACGUGAUAUCCCGACGACCCUUAUGCCUUGUGACGUUAGUGGUGAGCCUUCCCACAGUGAUCACUCCAGCACAGCAAACAUCGCAGCGGUCGUGAGUGUGACCACCACCACCACCACCACCGCUUCCAUCAUCUCCACCACCACCGUCACCACCACCACCACUGCUGCCGCCAUCUCCACCACCACUAAUGUCACUGCCACACACACACCGCUGGAAGAAGCAUCACUGGAGUCAUCUAGUCAGCCUCAGGAACAAGUGGAUCUGUCCCGAGGCACAGUGCCAAUAGGCUGUUGCCACUCUGAGCCAACACCCUCAGUGGGGCACGACACAGCACACCCUCAGGAGGCAUGCCGGGCCCCUCCACUAGGCCGGAGAAGAGUGUGGCGGAAGUGGCGGCACCGAGACCCAAGCAGUGCCAGACUGAGGACACUGGUGAGGGUGCAGAGUAGGACCAUCCAGGUACUGCGGCAGAAGCUGAGCCGUGAGCAGAGGCGGAGGCGGGCACUGAGCGAGGUGUUGAGACGUGUCAGGGCAGCCAAGGGUGGUGAUGAGGGUGGGGAGUGUGCUGAGGAGGUCUUGGCUUGGAAGGAGGAGGCGAGGACGAGCAUCACCCCGCCUGAGCCGUCACCACCUGUCACCCGCAGCAGGAGGGUGGGGCCGGGGGCUGCACCCACACCCUCUGCCACCAGGGAAAAGAGGAAGCAGGAGGAGCAGCCCACAGAGGCCCUGAAGAAGGUGGCCUCACAGAACGGUUCCGCUGAUGAGGGGCUGGAGGAGGACGGCCGCCCCCUGCCUGCCAUCAGCGUUCCUUCAUCAGCAGCAGCAGCAGCAGGUAACGCUGAGCUGCAGACCCUCAUCCAGGAGUUCAUGACGCGCGACGACGUGUCCAGACCCGAUGGCCGUGGGUCCCGGCAGCCCCUCCACUACCUGCCGCUGCUGCACAAGCGCUUCAUGGCGGACUGCUGCCAGCCCUGCACGCUGGAGACCUUCCGCCAGCACCUGCCGCCCCAGGUGGUGCCGCGGGUCGGGGAGGACCUGGACACCUGUGUCUGCCUCACCUGCCAGAACCCAGAGCUCAAGGUGGAGAGCCUGGUGCGGCGGCGGCUGCUGCCCCUCAGCACGCGCCUGGAGGAGGUGGUCUUCACCCCUGAGGCCGCCUUUAGGGAGUUCCUGGCCGCCCUGCAGCCCCUCAAGGUGCGCUGCCCCGCCCAGCUCUCCUACAGUGAGUGGUUCCUGGAGGCAGGCAGCGGCGGUAGCGGCCCACAGCCCCAGAAGAGGACCCUGACGCGGCCCAUGGGGGAGGUGGUGGCCCUGCUGGAGGGGGAGCUGGAGCUGCUGCGGCCCCACCUGGCGCGGGCGGCCCAGCAGUAUGAGGCCACGCUGCGGGCCAAGUGUGAGGCGGAGCAGUCCCCGCGCCACGCCGUGCUGCAGGCUGAGUGGGCGCCACUCAUCAUCCUGCAUGCUGUGGGGGCCGAGGGCGUGCCGGCCACGCAGCACGCCGUCAACCUGCAGUGCGGCUACCUGUGGUCCCACGCCGACUCCCUGGGCUACAUUGCCGUGUCGGGCUGCCGGGACCAGCGCGCGGCAGCCGUGUGUGCCAGCCUGGAGCCCCUGCUGGCACGGCUGGUGCAGCAGGGGGUGCGCUGCCUCACCCUGCUGUUGGAUCCCAAGACGGACCUCAGCACCGUGCUGGAGUAUGCCCGGCGCAGAGGUGGCAGCCUGGAGGUACGUUGGGUGUUCUCCGAGCCUGGCCACGGGGCGGGGGUGGCCGAGGCUGUGGGGAACAGCGUGACGCAGCUCAUCUGUGACACGGUCAAUGCCUGGGGGCUGGAGGCGGUGCGCUCGGCCGAGGACGUCUUCGGCCUCAUCAGCCCCAACUCCAGUAACCUGGUGUACUACUACUCCGAGGAGGACGUGUGCCGCAGCAGACGCCUGGUGUGCAGCGCCACCACCCCUGCUGCCAAGCCUGCCAACAAGCUCAUCAAGCCAAAGACCCUCCUGUCUAUGUAGCAUUAAGGUAGGCUAAGGGGGGGAGGGGUAAGGGGUAAGGCACCAGACAUAAGCUCACUGUAUAAUGUUCUUGGUGCCUUGGACACCUGACCGGUAGUGUCUCGGUAAUACUAUAAGUGACGGAAGGUUGGGGGACGUAACCACAACCUAACAUGUUGGCAUCUCACUAGGCUAGACACUAUGACGUAACUUGCAUUGGGUACUAGGACAUACACAUACAGCAAGUCAUUGUUAUUUCCACUAUACUCAUUACCUAAAUAGUACUCAGCUAAACUAAAACUGUAGAGUAUAAAACUGAAGGUUCCAGAUAUGUGACAGAUUACUCUUGUCAUUUCCUCAUCACUGCGCGCCUUUCUAAGAGGAUGUGCAGGUAUAGUUUCUUACACUCAGGAUUUUGUUGAAUUUCUUAAAGCCAUUAUAUUCUACCUUUUUAAUCAACCACAGUACCUCAAUUAUUCAAGGGCAGCAUUGGUAUAUUUAUUAGAGUAUAUAUAUUUAUUCAUUAGUUUAAGUAUUUAUUUGUGUGCAUGUGUGUGUGUGUGUGUGUGUGUGUGUGUGUGUGUGUGUGCAAAAGUGACGUUCAGGGACAGAGUUGGUUGAAGUCGGUUUCCCUUUUGUUCCCUCUUUUAUUCCCCGUUUCUGGAGUCUUUAAGUAAGGAGGGAGUCUGUGCCUGAGUCUUCACCUUCACACCCUGUAAGUCUGCUGCAGAAGCCUAUCUUUAAUCCACUCCAAACAUGAAUUACAAGAGGGGCAAGCUCACAUUUCUUCAUCUUGAUUGGGCAGAGUGGUAGCCAGUCACAGUGCAGUAGUCUCUCACUUUUAGCCCACCCCUAUGCUAUCCAGAUCCCUUAUGCAACAGUUAACCAGCAUCCUCAUUCCUUCAUUCUUUUCACUGGUAGACUUAACUCUUUCACGAGGGGAGUUCAAGACACUUCUCCAUCUGAAAUUAACCUCUCUUUUGACCUCUCUGUCUAAUCCCUUAUGCAACAGUUAACCAGCAUCCUCAUUCCUUCAUUCUUUUCACUGGUAGACUUAACUCUUUCACGAGGGGAGUUCAAGACACCUCUCUAUUUGAAAUUAACCUCUCUUUUGACCUCUCAUUCUAAUCCCUUAUGCAACAGUUAACCAGCAUCCUCAUUCCUUCAUUCUUUUCACUGGUAGACUUAACUCUUUCACGAGGGGAGUUCAAGACACCUCUCCAUCUGAAAUUAACCUCUCUUUUGACCUCUCUGUCUAAUCCCUUAUGCAACAGUUAACCAGCAUCCUCAUUCCUUCAUUCUUUUCACUGGUAGACUUAACUCUUUCACGAGGGGAGUUCAAGACACCUCUCCAUCUGAAAUUAACCUCUCUUUUGACCUCUCUUUCAAAUCCCUUAUGCAACAGUUAACCAGCAUCCUCAUUCCUUCAUUCUUUUCACUGGUAGACUUAACUCUUUCACGAGGGGAGUUCAAGACACCUCUCUAUUUGAAAUUAACCCCUCUUUUGACCUCUCAUUCUGUUUGUUUUUGCAGAAGCAUUGCCCAGCUGCUGUUUUUUUUAUUUUUUAUUUGUUCAUUGUCCUUGAGUUGCUUCCUUUCCCUCAAAAAACUCAACCUGCCUUGCCCAAACCUAACCUAUCUUGCCCAAACCCAACCUGUCUUACCCAAACCUAACCUCUCUUGCCCAAACCCAACCUGUCUUGCCCAAACCCAAUCUGCCUUGCCCAAACUCAACCUGCCUAGCCCAAACCCAACCUCUCUUGCCCAAACCCAACCUGUCUUGCCCAAACCUAACCUCUCUUGCCCAAACCCAAUCUGUCUUGCCCAAACCUAACCUCUCUUGCCCAAAUCCAACCUGUCUUGCCCAAACCCAACCUGUCUUGCCCAAACCUAACCUGUCUUGCCCAAACCCAACCUCUCUUGCCCAAACCUAACCUCUCUUACCCAAACCCAACCUGUCUUGCCCAAACCUAACCUCUCUUACCCAAACCUAACCUCUCUUGCCCAAACCUAACCUGCCUUGCCCAACCCAACCUGCCUUGCUCAAACUCAACCUGCCUUGCCCAAACCUAACCUGUCUUGCCCAAACUUAACCCCCCUUGCCCAAACCCAAACCCAACCUGUCUUGUCUAAACUCAACCUGCCUUGUCCAAACUCAACCUGCCUUGCCCAAACUCAACCUGCCUUGCCCAGACUCAACCCCGUGACCAUUCCUAUCCUUUUAAACUUAUUAUUCGGCGUUUCUUUUUUCCACAAUUCUGUGAUAAUAAUUUACCAUCUUGAGUACUAGUGUUCGCGUGUAGGUUAUCACUGUAUGUACAAGACUGAUAUUAUUUUUGUAUGUUUCAAUCAAUAAUGUAAUAUUGAUUCGA
Messenger RNA from Eriocheir sinensis (Chinese mitten crab), 8392 nucleotides. Its product is annotated as mucin-2-like. The record is from RefSeq and is a predicted model, not a curated record. The transcript is spliced from 5 exons. The coding region runs from base 639 to 6041 and encodes 1800 amino acids. Lineage: Eukaryota; Metazoa; Arthropoda; Malacostraca; Decapoda; Varunidae.